CUUCCCAUCAGCCUUUGGUGUGGGUCGUGUGCAAAAAGCUCUGGGUGCGGAGCUGUGCAAGUGGCGUCUUUCUGUCUGGAUUCUUUCUCACUGAGACUUGAUCAUUCUCCCAGGAGUUUAAGUGUGAGUGAGUAAGGAAAGAGCCAGUGGGCUUCAGACGGGUCUCCGAGGAGCAAGGUUCUUGGGUGAGAAAUAUGAGUGCUCGAGUAAGAUCAAGAUCUAGAGGAAAGAGAGAUGGAAAAAAGCCUUCUAAGCUGGAUGAACCUGGGGUUGCUAAGCAACCGGGUAAAAAAACAGUGCAAAAAGAGGAACCACCAACUGAGGAUCUGGAUAUUGAGCCUGGACAAGAGAGAGAAGAAGGAGCAUGUGGGGUUCAAGAACUUGAAUUGAAAGCUGAAAGCCAGGAAAAGGGUCUGGAAAAGACUGGGGGUGAGCUUGGAGAUGGCCCUGAUGUGAAAGGGAAGACUCCACCUAACGUAACACUUGCUAAAAUUCAAGAAGCAGGUGAUGGACAGUCAUAAAUUACAAAGACGAGAAGCUGAAGCCACACAUACAGUUUGUUAUAUUGAUAAUUUGGCUUAAAUUCUCUCAAUAAAGAUUUAAAAGUU
Molecule: messenger RNA, 608 nt
Organism: Leptonychotes weddellii (Weddell seal)
Lineage: Eukaryota; Metazoa; Chordata; Mammalia; Carnivora; Phocidae
Product: P antigen family member 4
Source: RefSeq, a predicted model, not a curated record